GCUCAGUAUCCAGCAGCUCACGUUGUUCAGGGUCACACAGUUUGAGCCUUGCUAUCAUAGUUUGCUGGCUAACGCAAGCUGUAGAGGACCACAGCGAUAACACUGUUGAUCUUGACGCUAUGAGAUCAGCAGCGACAAUUAUAACCCUGUUUUAAUCCGCCGCAGCCAAUGGAUCCGGGGGGCGGACGGGACUCGCUAGGGGAGUUAGCUGCCUGCGAGGGAUCCGAUUGGGCCGCUUAAAAAGGACACGCACGCGCUGCCUGCUUUCCGCUACAAUCUCCGCCUCACAGAAAUAGAAAGGUCCAACAGGAAGAGCGAGUCUAAUAGGAGGAAAAUAAUAAGACAACCUUCUCCAAGUGAUAGCGGCUUUUAUUAGCACGACUAACUGUUUACCUUCCCAUCAAUCCACCGAGCCCGGGGGGUAAAUAGUUAGCUUUAAUCUGAUUCAGAGCUAGCCAAUUUUUAAAAAUUCGUGGCGCAUUACAUAUUCCUAUAAUUUAAACCAAUAGUAAAUCUUCCAAUCUGUGCAUUUUCUAAAGUAAUGGCCUUGGACUUCGCUGCUGGAUGCAUUGGAGGUGCUGCUGGCGUUUUGGUCGGGCAUCCAUUCGAUACCGUAAAGGUGGGUGUUUGCUAAUUCCUCUUUACUUUUAAUCUUGUUAGGCAAUAAUAGGGUUAAUUAACACAGUUGGUGUUUCAGUGUUAAGCCAGAACAUCUUAUGUUUCUAAUUAUAAAGCUAUGUAAACCCAGUGUUAAUAUUUUUUGGCGAUAAUACUUGACAAACUAAGAACUUAAAAACUUUCUUUGCAUGUUUAUCAUUAAAUACGUUUAGCUAGAAAGGUGCUAAAAAAUGAAAAGUUUACAUAAAGUAGCAAUAACUGCUUAUUGAGAGGAGGGCCUCUGAAAGACUGGCUUCAUUUAAAGGAAUAAGACUCCCUAAUCGAAUGGAACCUUUCUAUUUUUUAACUAAAAAAAAAGGCCUUAACAUUCUAUCACUGAUAGUCUGGAGUUUUUUUCUUGAAGCCACUAGCUUCUUAAGCAAUCCAGAGUCAAAUAGGUCUGUUGUUCCAAAAAUCCUGGCAAGGUGAGAAAGCUUCAUAUGAAGGCAAAUGUGUUAGUGACUUAGUUUGAGGUUGUUUAAAGGAACACGAAGAUGGUGAAUGGCUUUUGGUUGUAGUUCUCUUUACACCUUGCUUUUGAUGUCAUUUCUCCCUGAGCCGGCGUCUGCUUGGGGCUCGGGGCGGCUGUCUUUAACAGCUACAGUGUCACUGUGUUGUAGAUGAGAGAGAGAAAUAAACAACCUCUCCACGGAAAUGUGACCUAGUGCGGCUUCAGGUACAAAAUGUGGACAAACCUCUUUACCGUGGGACUUUUCACUGCUUUCAGUCAAUUGUACGCCAGGAGUCGAUGCUUGGUCUGUAUAAAGGCAUCGGUUCUCCAAUGAUGGGCCUGACUUUCAUCAAUGCGAUAGUCUUUGGCGUCCAAGGCAACGCUAUGCGGCACCUUGGCAACGAUACGCCUCUCAACCAGUUCCUGGCUGGAGCUGCCGCUGGAGCAAUCCAGUGUGUAAUCUGCUGCCCAAUGGAGCUGGCCAAGACGCGCAUGCAGAUGCAGGGAACCGGGGAGAAAAAGUCAAAGAAGAAGAUGUACAAAAACUCCCUGGACUGCCUGGUGAGAAUCUAUAAGAGGGAAGGGUUCAGGGGGAUCAACCGCGGCAUGGUGACCACCCUGGUGCGUGAGACGCCGGGCUUCGGCGUGUACUUCCUGGCGUACGACGUGCUGACACGUUCACUGGGGUGUGAGCCAGAAGACCCUUACAUGAUCCCAAAGCUGCUCUUUGCUGGUGGAAUGUCCGGCAUCGCCUCCUGGCUCUCCACCUAUCCGGUGGACGUGAUCAAGUCGCGUCUGCAGGCCGACGGAGUCGGGGGCGUCAACAAAUACAGCAGCAUCAUGGACUGCGUCAGGCAGAGCGUGCAGAAGGAGGGCUACAGGGUCUUCACCCGCGGGCUCACGUCCACGCUGCUCCGUGCGUUUCCGGUGAACGCAACAACGUUCGCCACAGUGACUCUGUUUUUAAUGUACAUGCGACGGGAGGAGGAAUGCAGCAUGCCGACAUCAGAGCCGCAGCCUGUGCAGCUGCAGCCUCUGCAGCAGCAGACGCAGCCCACCAGCAUGUAGAGGCAGGCAGGUUUGUGGUCAGUUAGCUGUUCAUAAUGACUAUAGACAGCCGACUGCUGAUGAGCCACCUGUUCAGGUGAGGACCCAUCCAUCCGUGGUAUUUAAAUAAACUUUUUUUUUUUUUUUUACUAAAAGCUGCAUUUGUAUAUAAAUGGAUUCUUUUUAACACGUGCUUUUGUACAAAGAGCAAGUUCUCAAAACAUUAGAAAACUGUACUGUGAUGAUUACCAAAAUGUAUGGUUUAAAAAUAAGUGUUUAGGUCAGAAUGGAGUCGUACCUGUUAGCAGGUAUCCCGUUUAGCAGUUGCACAUGCUGAAUUGUGCAUUCAAAUACUUGGUAGCCAAAAAAGUAACAGUUAUGCAUCCAAAUCAGUGCAGCUCUGUUCUUUUUUUAUAGCAGUAAAAUUUUACUAAAACAUGUUAAAUCCAGGGCUGAAACAAUUAAUCGAUCGAACUAAAUUUCAAAUAACUCAGCAAUAGGGUAAUCGUUGACUCGGGUAUAGAGACUAUAAAUCAUGCCUUUAGCUGACAGAUAAAAACCCACUUAGAGCAGAAGUUAUAUUAAAAUAGUAAAAAAAAAUAUAUAUAUAUUUUGCAUUCAAGAUAAAAAAAAUAAUUUUCACCUGUUAAUGUGCUCCAUCCACAAGUGGAAACGUUUUAGUUUUACCUGGUUUAAAUCUGUUAAAAAAAUCUCUUAAAACUUUUGCUAUCUGAUUAUAAUCAAUCGAUUACCGUAAUUGAAUUGCAAAAUAAUCGUAUCAUUUGAUUAUUUGGCAUCUUGCAAUAACAGCUUAAAUACAGAUGUUGAUAUUGCAGAAAGUUCCCAAAGGGUAAUUCUAUUUGUUUUUUUUUUUUAAGGUCACUGAACUUUACUUUGUGUUUUGGCUGUGUGAGGCUCACCUCACUCUGAAUGUAGUUCAGAUUCUCUUAGCACACUGUUACAUAAACCUCUUUGGAUCAGAUCUUUCUGUAGUUUCCCAGUAUUUAAUCCGAGCUUAAAUCAAAAGUAAAGCGGCCUCCUCCUGUCUGUUUUUACUGAAGCACCUUAUAACCGUAUGUAUGGUUGAAGCAAAAGAAGUCUGACUUUUUGUACCAGUUGGAUAUUUUUUUUUUUUGCUUUGCUUUAAACUAAUAAAGUUGUUGGAAACGGGAUUUUCAAAAUCUAAAUGAACUAUUUCCUUGUCAGCAGGAGUCACUUUGUCCACAAGGGUGCAGCAUCAGACCAGCUCUGUCCAAUCAGCACCACCCAAUAAACCCACCAGACUGGAGUAGCUGCCCUUUUGAAAGACCGGUUUAUUUGACUGUUUACGAUGAAUGUUUGCAUAUAAAAUUUAAAAUAUGGAGAAAAGUGAACAGGGGGACACAAACCAGACAUGCAGAAACAAGAACCUGUGUGUAGAUGAUGCUGAUGUUGGAUUGCAGAGUGAACACAAUGUACGUAAUGUGAAACUGCUCUUUCCCCCCCAUAUUUUUGUCAAGGCUUCAGUAUGAGCUGUAAAUCUGUAGUUUUGUAAUUUCUUUUGCAUUUUUUUUAUAGGUGGAAAUGAUUUGAUAUACUUUUGGGAUGCUUUAGAUAUCAAAUGCUGCUUUGUGUUCUGUGCUUGAUUGUGUACAAUACUUUGCACUAAAGUAGCCUUUUGACUGUAGUUCCUUGAAAAAACCUGCUGAAAAUAAAGAAUUAUUUUUAAAGAGUUAA
Molecule: messenger RNA, 3871 nt
Organism: Cyprinodon tularosa
Lineage: Eukaryota; Metazoa; Chordata; Actinopteri; Cyprinodontiformes; Cyprinodontidae
Gene: slc25a29l
Product: mitochondrial basic amino acids transporter
Exons: 4
Coding region: 1406-2176 (256 amino acids)
Biological process (GO): mitochondrial L-ornithine transmembrane transport
Cellular component (GO): mitochondrion
Molecular function (GO): high-affinity L-arginine transmembrane transporter activity
Source: RefSeq, a predicted model, not a curated record